UUGAGAAAAAAAAUCAGCAUAUAGAUUCAUUCAAGCUACAUGCAAAGCAUUUGUAUAUGACUGGAUUUUAAGACAAUGUGACCAUUACAGGAAACCUUUAUUUCAGAUUUUUCAAAAUUAUAAUACAAACAAGGAGAUAGCAAUAAUGCCAACUUUCUCGUGGAUGUUUGUGAUUAUUAUUCUUUCAUUAACAGAAGGGACUACUUUCUUCAAGCGACAGAACAAAAAGUGCGAAGCAGUGGUGAUGUGUCCUCAGUUUUGCUUAAAGAUCAAAGAUGAGUGCUAUAUUUGCGAGUGCGAAAAAUCAAUGAACUCAUUCAUGCAGGGCGCCAUACAACAGAUGAAACAUGAUUAUGACCCCAUUUACCAGACCGGAAGUAAAUUUGUCAAUUUAAACAUGGGAACCAAAGAUGAAACCAAUAAAAUCCAAGAACAAAAUCCAAACAUCCGGAAAUCUCCGUGGAUAAAUAUGGGAAAUUUUGAAGCAAAUACGUUUGGUGGAGUUAUGAUGGGCGGGGUAGAAUCCGUCAGUCAAACGGGGCAUUAUCUCGAGCCCAACUUUAAAGAGUUUUACAAACCAGUUGCUAUGGUUCUUCCCGGAAGAUGUCCAGAAAUGAGCUACGCGUGCCCAGGUCGGUGUUGGAAAACGGACGGGUUCAGUGGCUGUUUCCGAUGUGAAUGUGAAGACAAACAGUCAACACCAUUGCCACCCUCAUCCUUUCAAACCUUAACUAUUGCGCCAUCUAGCGAGCAAAUAACUUCCAACGUACCAACCACAAAACCGAAAGUGACAUUGGAACAAAUGACGAAACAAACUGUUGCGUCAUCGUCUGUUACCCCAACCCAACAAACAGCGUCAAAAUCUGUUAAUAUUCAACAUAUCAAGGGAAGCAUCGAGGAAACGACAAAGGAGAUGGGACCACCAACACCCACAGCUUCUAAAGAAUUUAUACCACAAAAUUUGAAUUCUCAUUCUGUCGAUAAAAACACUAAUGCCGGAGAAAAGAAUACAGUUUUAGAACAACUGAACUCGGUGUUGAAUAUGAGCUCAGGAAUGACCUUGACCUCAAAAUUUACGAAUGGUCAAGGUUCCAAUCCGUCCACUGGAAGUAGUUUAGUAGACCUUACAGGGGCUGAUUUAUUCAAGAUUUUAUUAACGGGGAUAAAAGAACGUAAAUCUCUUCAAGAGGUUCUGUACAGUUUAGCCGCAAAGGUCAACAAGGGUCACAAUGAAGAAUCCUUCGCAGGUCAGGGUCAUCAAAUUGAAAAAUCUGAAGGUCAAAUUAAACCAGAAAAAAUAUUGCUUUUGAAUAGCAGUAUAAGCGACAAAAAUGUCGCUGGUGUAUCCGCUACCGAAUUGACGUCGAAUUUCCAGAAAAUAGUUGAGAUACGCCCAAGUGACGUCACAACUACCAAACCAACAGAAUCCAUGAAGAGUUCCAAUAGUAAAGACUGCCUCGAUUUGGGCUCAUCCUGUCCCGCUGAUUGUCAAGUGACAGACCCUGUGUCUAAAUGUCCUGUUUGCAGUUGCCCAGAGCAUCAAAACGAGACACACAAGUCGGCCAUAAGUUGUGUUCCUCUGGAUGUAAGAUGUCCGAGUGGCUGUAUUACAUUGGACAGUAAUAUGUGUCCGGUAUGUGUCUGUACAGACACACAGACAGACCAAGCCUCCACCCAACCUACACCAACAACCAGCGCAAAACACGACACGACAUCGUCAGCAACCGACUCUGUUUGCAGAAUAACAGAAAAGGUUAGAAACUGCGCUUCUAGCUGCCUCAAGCUGGACGACUAUUUUUGUCCAGUCUGCAUCUGUUCCGAUGACGUCAUCAAAGGAUCCGAGACCUCAAACAACAUUUGUCCGGCUGUAGAACGAGGCUGUCCGCAGAGAUGUCUGAAGUUCGAUCAGAACUACUGUGCCUACUGCUUUUGUGAUACCUAAUAAAUGAUGAACAG
Magallana angulata is the source of this 1956-nucleotide messenger RNA. RefSeq lists its product as uncharacterized. The coding region runs from base 146 to 1942 and encodes 598 amino acids. The transcript has 9 exons. Lineage: Eukaryota; Metazoa; Mollusca; Bivalvia; Ostreida; Ostreidae. The record is from RefSeq and is a predicted model, not a curated record.